Knipowitschia caucasica is the source of this 282-nucleotide messenger RNA. The record is from the annotation of a GenBank genome assembly. Lineage: Eukaryota; Metazoa; Chordata; Actinopteri; Gobiiformes; Gobiidae.
AUGAUUUCUCAGCAGGAACAAGGACUUGCCGCCGUGAAACAGGAGCUACAGAGUGUUUCACAGAAUUUUUCGGAUCUUCAGACUGCAAUUGUGACUAUCACUUCUCUCUGUGCCCCUCAUAAACAGGUGGUGAUGGUGGACUCUGGUGCUGAUGCUAACCUUAUGGACAUCGACCUAGCCAAAGGUCUGGGUUUGGAGUUUGUGCCCCUUGCUACUCCCCUGGUGGCCACUGCUCUGGACGGCAGACUUCUCUGGCGAGUUACCCAUCUCACCACCCAGUAA